This is a messenger RNA of Naegleria fowleri, 390 nucleotides long. RefSeq lists its product as uncharacterized. The coding region runs from base 1 to 390 and encodes 129 amino acids. The record is from RefSeq and is a predicted model, not a curated record. Lineage: Eukaryota; Heterolobosea; Eutetramitea; Acrasida; Naegleriidae. The transcript has a single exon.
AUGUGCCUAACAUUCAAUCCACAAGAACCCUUGUACAAACUUAAAAUUAACUUUGAUUCCAAGAAUCCCAACACUGAAUUGAUUGUACAAGGAUUUGAAAUUAUCAAAAGAAAGCAAGAAACACAUAUAGCAAAUUGUAUACUUCCUGAAUCAACAAGUGAACCCGCAAUUACCAAAGCUAUUAAAACACUAUGCAAGAACACAACCAUCAAAUUCGAAAAAGAGAGACUCCGUAUUAAGAAAAAGGUAAAAGAUACCUACUCAUACCUAAUUGUUGAAUACAAGCUUAAUGACAUCAAUGAAUUGAAUAGACUAACCUCAACAAGAUUUAUUUGCUCCACAGAAUUGAAACCAAUUUCAAGACAAUUCAAGCCAAAGUCAACCGCUUGA